This is a messenger RNA of Anolis carolinensis (green anole), 7918 nucleotides long. It is a transcript of the gene thada, whose product is annotated as THADA armadillo repeat containing. Gene Ontology annotation, cellular component: cytosol. Gene Ontology annotation, biological process: tRNA methylation. The record is from RefSeq and is a predicted model, not a curated record. NCBI's taxonomy places the organism in Eukaryota, Metazoa, Chordata, Lepidosauria, Squamata, Anolidae. The transcript has 39 exons. Bases 166 to 5976 code for a protein of 1936 amino acids.
UUCUGGGAGUCGGAGUCUGGGAGGGAAUCGCGUGGCGGGCCGGCUGGAGCGCAGUUCCUGAAUUGCCUGCUUGUUCUGCCUCCCUUUUUUUGGCAUUUGCCUGCAAGAGAGGAAGGAAAGGACCGGGUUGGACUCUCUUGCGGGGUAGUUCUUUAAUCUGUUAAAAUGGUUUUUAAAAAGAAGAAAGAGAUGCAAGUUGAUGCCUUUGUUCUUGAUCACCAGAAGCUUGAAAGACUUAGCUCUUUUGCAGAUGCUGAAGGCCAAAAUCUAGCUUCUGUUUUGUUGCGCUGCGCGCAGUUGAAUGAUGGCAUCCAGCAAAUCCAUUAUAUCAAACAGAUUGUGCCUUUAUUAGAGAAGAUGGAUGUGAAUAGUUUAUACGAUCCUAUGGUUAAAAGCUGCUUAGAUAUUUUGGGAUGUAUAUUUUUAUCUUUGGAUAUAAAGAAUCCUUUGAAGAAAGUGUUGGCAAGCUCCUUAAAUGGAUACCCAGAACCUCUUAUUCAGGAAGCUACACUGAGUUUUGUGGCUUGCCUAGAGGAGGAAUUAAAAACUACAGAUCUGUCCCAGUAUAGAAAAACUAUGGACAACCUUGCUUUCUGUAUGGAAAAUUUUCACAUAGGCAAAUCAUGUGUGAACAUCCUGUUAGAAGAAGUUCUUCGAUUUCUACAGAGGUCUAUACAUGAAAUAGAGGAAGAAAGUAGAAAGCUCAGAGGAAACCGCAUUGCUCAGACUCGCUUGAUGCAUGAUUUGCUGAUGGGUGUUAAAGUUUCAAUGAUAUUGAUACAAAAAAUUGAAGAAAAUGUUCAGGAAAAUACUUGGAAGAGAUUGGAUUGUCCUGCUUGGCAAAUUAUGUGUGGACUACUGACUACUUUUAUAUGCUUCUUAAAUAAAGAAGAUCUCUUACAGACAGUUCAGACUACAGCAGGAUUGGCUGUUGUUCUUUUUAUUAAAAAUAUGUUUGAACCAGCUGAACAACUACCAUGUUUGAUCAGUAACUUGCUGUGUGGUGAACUGAAAUGUUCUGAUGUACCAACCUGGUUCAUGGACAGCUGUGGAAAUCUGUGUAAUGCUACACUUUCAGACUCAGUCCUCCUUUUCCUUUCACAUGGAGCACUGGCUAUGUUAGACUGGAAGAACAACAACACAGGGCAGAUUGUUGAGAAACUGCUCUUGGAUAUUGCCCAGACUUUGUUGACCUUGAGUACACGGCUAAAAGAAUCUGCGAUGGCUGCAUCCCUCUCCAGAGUUGUAACUAUUUGGACGAAUGCGGCUUUGGAUGCUCUUCAGUCAAGCUCUAUAAAUCUGAAGACGAGUCUUAGUGGAAACACAGAUACAAUUGGAAAAAUGCUGGAUUAUGUGUAUGCGCAUUGGGAACAUCCUCUGGAUGCUGUUAGGCAUCAAACCAAACUUAUAUUUAAGAAUAUCUUACAAAUACAUCAGGCGACCGUAAAAGGAUCUGUUGAUGUAAAAGUAGAUCCUUUCUUCUUGGGUUUAAUUGAUAGCUUGCUAAGUUUGGAAUGGCACGUUAAAGGUAAAUAUUCAUCCCUCGGCUGUCUUGUGGAGUGUAUUGGAAUUGAGUAUAUUUUAGCAAUGGAUAAGACAAUUCCUGCUCAGAUCUUGAGUGUCAUGAGUGAUCAGUCUUUCGCACCUUAUGCAAGUGAUCUGUUGGAAAUCAUGUUUGUGAAUCACAAGAGGCAUCUUACAUCCAUUUUGGAAGGAAACACCUGGAUUGACAGUUGGCAUGAGACAUGGGUGUCUCCCCUGCUUUUAAUUUUGUGUGAUGGAAAUGCAGAGCAAGCCAUGUAUGUAACAGACUAUUAUCUACCAAAAUUGCUGAAAUGUAGCCCUGAAAGCAUGAACUACAUGUUCAAAAUCCUUUGGACAUCGGCAGAAUGUAAUGUCGGAUCUUGCAGUACCAGAGGUGCACUUGGAGCCUUGAUGGCCUGCCUGAGGACAGCCAGAGCUCAUGGGCACUUACAGUUUACAGACAUAAUGCAUGGUGGCCUAGUAUCCAUUGGAUGUAUAAAACAAGGCUUAGUCCAUCAACAUGAUCAGGUACGGAUAGAUGCUUUGGGUGUGCUCUGUGAGAGUCAUCGCAGCACAGAAACAAUCUCCCUUGAAGAAAUGCAACUCAUACAGUUUUUUAUUAGAUACAACUUGAACAGCCAGUCUCCAGCAGUGAGGCAGCAGAUUUGUUCCCUACUAAAAAAGUUGUUCUGCCGAAUAUAUGAAAGCGCCCAGGGAGCCCAUAAAAUGCAGCAAACAAAAUCUAAGCAGGAUUUAGUUAAGGACUCUGUUAUAUGGGAUCCAUUAAUGACUUUGCAGCUGUACAAGGAUUUCAUGUCAUCUGUCUGUGGUAUACUAUUUGGAGCUCUAUUUCCUGGUUCAUCCCAUCCAACCAGAUUUACAGCACUGACUCUUUUGACAAUAAUAACUGAAACAUUUCCUGUUUUAGAAGGACAGAACCAGGAAUUAUUUCAGAUUGCUCAAGAGGUUGAUCCUGCUCGUAUUCAAAGUCUACUCCAUUGUUUUGCCAGCACUUUUGAGGAAGUAAAGGUUUUGGCAUUUCAUCUCCUGAUGAAACUUCAUCCUGCCUUGCCUUAUUUUCAGGAUCCAGAAAAAUUGCAGGCAUUGUUUGAAGUAGCAAUGCAACUCAGCAGAAGUACGAAACCCUAUGACUGUGUGACUGCUUCUUAUUUACUAAACUUCUUAAUACAGCAGAAAAAUCUGCCAAAGAUUCUCAAUGCAUUUUAUUCUGAUGUGAAUGUGUCUGAUGACCCAGUGGAAGGAAACACUUUGGCUGUUAUCAAGUACUUGUUGCAGAAUCUUGAAAGAGAAAUAAUGCAAGCUGAAAAGUCUUUACUGCAGGCAGCUGCUUUAUUUCCAAUGUAUGGUAGAGUACAUUGUAUAAAAGGAGCUUUACAGCAGUUGUCACCCAAUAGAAUGACAGUGAUUUCUGAAUGGAAAGAGCUGGUGGCAAAACUUAUUAAAGUGUCCUAUAAACUUUCUGCUGUCGUAUCUCCAGUAGUUCAGAGUUCUUCACCAGAAGGCCUGAUUCCAAUGGAUACUGACUUAGACACCGCAGAGCGCUUGCAGUCAAUUCUGCUUGAGAUCCAACCAUGUGAUACAAAUGAUUAUUUUGUGGGAUCAAAAUUGUUGAAAGAACAGUGCAGCCUGGACUGCGGUGAUGAGACAACUGAUAAUGCAACCACUGAAAUAACAGGGGAAGAACAGCAGACAUGUGAUGUAACAGCUCAGAUGGUGCUAGUAUGUUGCUGGCGAAGCAUGAAGGAAAUAUCACUACUUUUAGGGAAAUUGUGUCAACUUUUGCCCUUAGAAGCAUUUCCUGGUUCACAUGCGCUAAUAACUGUGGAGCUGGUGAAAGAUAUUGGGGAAUAUUUCAAACAUCAUCUCCUGAAGUCAAGGCACAGAGGAGCAUUUGAGCUAGCUUAUGCUGGUUUUGUUAAACUCACUGAAGUACUUUCAAGAUGUAACAAUGAAAACAUGCACAAGCUGCCACAGCAAUGGCUGCACAAUGUAUUGGAAGAAAUUAAAUCUAGCAAUCCUUCAUCUAAACUGUGUGCCACUAGACGCAGUGCUGGCAUUCCAUUUUAUAUACAGGCUUUGCUAGCUUCAGAACCAAAGAGUAAAACGGGCUUGCUAAAAAUGACAAUGCAAGAGUUGAUACCCUUAGCUUCCCCUUCAGAUACACCACCAACCACAAUCCCUCAGGUCCAUGCUUUAAAUAUAUUGAGAGCUUUAUUCAAGGAUACUCGCUUAGGAGAAAAUAUCAUUCCUUACGUGGCAGAUGGAAUGCGAGCAGCAAUAUUAGGUUUUAUGUCUUCUGUCUGGGCAGUAAGAAAUUCAUCUACCCUUCUUUUUAGUACCCUCAUUACAAGAAUAUUUGGUGUUAAAAGAGGAAAAGAUGAGAACUCGAAAAAAAACAGCUUUGGGCAAAUGUCUGGGACAGAGUUCUUCACUCGAUUUCCAAAUCUGUAUCCAUUUUUGCUCAGUCAGUUGGAACUUGUAGCGAGCACAGUAGACAGCAAAUCAGGUGAAUUGAAACUCCAUCCAAGCUUGUUCCUUUUGCUUUUGAUCUUGAGUAAGCUAUAUCCAUCACCAAUGGAUGGGGCCUAUUCGGCUCUUAGCAUGGCUCCAUUUGUCCCUUUUAUUUUGAGGUGUGGCAACUCUCCAAUAUACCGCUCACGUGAAUUGGCUGCCCGGGCCCUUGUUCCCUUUAUUAUGAGAAAUAUGGUGCCACAGACAGUGACAUCCUUGUUGACUGAGCUUCCAGAUUACUCUGAUCUUUGUGUACGACAGAAUGCAAUUCAUGGAACGUUGUUGCAGGUCUUUCACUUGCUGCAGUCCUACUUGGACUCCAAACAGAAGGCUAAUUCAGACUUUCUUCAAGGGUUGAGCAACAUCAUCACUUGUAUUGAAGCCAAGCUGUGGUUGGCUAAGAGGCAAAAUCCCUGUUUGGUGACCAGAGCAACAUAUCUUGAUGUCCUUGUCUUUCUGAAUAAUUACCUUGGAAAAUCCAGAACAGAAGGGACAGAAUUGCUCAGAUUUGAGGAGAAAAUCAGUGAAGUUAUCUCAGAUUCAGAGCUGGCAAAGGGCAUCAACCUCUCUUCUGCAGUGCCAGGACUUGCUCAGUAUCUCCAAAGCCUUACCAAGCUCUUCAUAUCUAUGUGUUCAUCAACUACAAAUCUUGGAUCUGCACACAGUGAUUUACUUAUCAAAGCGAACAGAUCAGAUUCUUGUUUGUCAGUUGCACAUCUGCUGACUUCUGACUUAUGUGAAGUGCGUUUAUUGGUCUUAGAUGCAACCCUGAUGUGGUUGAACCAAGCGAAUUGUAAACAUGUAACGGAAGGAGGAAAUGUUCUGUUGUGUCUACAGUCUGGUUUGGAGGAGAUCCUUCUUAGGCUAUCUUUCAACGAAAAGCAGCCAGAAUGUUUUUGCAAGGUAUUACAGGUUUUCUACUGUAUGGAUCUUAAAAAUCUGCUUGCAAAAACCGAAGAUGCUAUAAGUAUGAGUCCAAAGGAUUUUUUGCAUUGGGUUAUGAACAUUGCAAAUACCUCUGACAGCAUUGAAAUUCAAAGUAUAGCCCUUAAGUUUGCUUCAAAGUUGGUCAUCCAUCUUGUACAAAAUUGGCAAGAGGAUGUGAAAUCAGAAGUAAAAGAGUGGGUUGAAAUAGUCACAUCUUAUUGUGGAGAUGAACAGCAAAUGGAUCUCAAAUUGUCUGCAGCAGAGAUACUUGUGAGCAUUACACCUCUUUUCCUGACAAAUCAGAAGCUUUUCUUGGGUCUGUCUGAUACUCUGCUCCUUUGGAAGUGUGUUGUGCUGCUGUUGCAGAGUGAAGAACAGAUAGUAAGAGAAACAGUUGCUGGUGUUAUCAGGCUGGCCCAGUCUCAAGAAAAUAUAUUUAGGAAAACAGAGCUUCAUUUCCAUGUAGUUAAUGCAGAAAUGGCCUUGGAUCUAGCAUUUUCCAUGGUGUGUGAAUUGCUACAGCAGUGGGAACAGACUGGUGCCGGAGUUACAGUGUUAAUAGAGUGGUUGCUAGAAAAAGAGGAUGUAAACGAGUUACAGACAACAACCUUGGUCGGAAAUGAUAACCUGUUUGACAAGGGAGACAUGAAUUUUUGGGCUGAGAAAUUAACAAAAGUGUAUCUCCUCAAUAAGCAUCUCCUCCUGCUCAUUCCAGUGACACAUCUCACUCCUUGCGAUCAACUAAAGCUACAUCACUUGGCAAGAUUUGCCUCUGAUCAAGCCCAGCUGGUGGCACACCGUCUUAAAGAAUUGCCUCCAACUCCAGAAUUUUCCCAGACUGUAGAAUUUACAAAGUUGUCUAUCCAGAAUCAAAGAAUAUCCCUUUGCCUUCAAAUAUUAGAGUUGUUGGAAGCUGGAAGUCAUACCCAUCAAAAACAAGGAACAUUUGAAAAUGAGGUACAAGCUAAAGAUAUGCUCACUGCUACCUGCUAGUUAAAAACAUUAUGAGCGGAAGGAUCGGAACAUUUAUUUUGCGUAUCCUCCAUGUACAAGGAACUAACAGCAACAAAUGCUAGACAUUUCUUUGUAUAUGAAUCCAUUAUGUCAUAAUUAGAUACGGUGUGGAAGAGUACUGUAAAUGUCCUGUUUUUAAUCUGGCCCAGUGUGUUUUGAUGCAGCUACUGAAUGAAGACGUUUUAUGUUGAUGCAAUGCACCAGGUGCUGGUCACCUGUUGCUCUGAUUUGCUGGUUUUAUUCAACAAGUUUUUUUUCUUUCUGUUGUCUAAUGCUGCAAUCCUUGUCUUUGUGUUGUUUUUUCAGUAGCGUACCAUGUUCUGCACACAAACAAAUGAGCAUAGUUAUGGCCCAUCUUUAAAAUAAUCUUAAAUUAAGAUGGUGUUUAUCAAUUCCAAACUUCAGUUAGAGUUCAAUCUUUAAUUCUUUUAAAUCAUGGAAGACUUGAAUUUGGGGGAAAGCAUUCUUUUAUUUUGUAGUCACAAAUAUCAGCCUUUUCCUGUGUUGUAAGUACUUGGUUGUCCUUCUAGUUUAAGCAGCUCGGUAUGAGAAUGUAGUUAGUUGUUCUUUCAGUACAAAUACUUUUCUUUAAGGGAAAACCACCCUACUUAAAAACAUGUCUUCCCCCAGAAGAACUCAGCAAAUAAGGCUGCUUGUUUACUGCAGUUACAAAGUGGUUCAUUAGUAAUAUAUUUCAGAAAUGUGACAGGAAAAAUAAAGCUGCCAUCCUUAAGCACUAUUCAAUAGGACCAUAUUAGAAACUUCAUUUAGACAUGGACUCAGACAGAUUGUAAAGACUUUGUGAUGUGUUGGUAUUUUUUUACAUUGAAUGUAUUGAACGGAUGUAUACUGCCAAACUGAAAAUAUUUUUCAUGCCUGAUGAUAAACAUGCUGCAGACAGUUUCUUCCCUUGAUCAUAGCUAACAAUUGUGAUUCUUAUAGUGAUGAGUAUCAAGAUACUAACUCCAGUUACCACUUGUAAAGUAGAAGAUUAUGUAUCAAUUCCAUGUACAUCAAAUAUUGAAAGAUAAAAAGGAAGUUGCUGCCUGAAAGAUCAUUUUUAAUGUAAAUAAUAUAUAUAUUACAUGUUUCCGGUAGGUGGCGCCAUAAUACAUCUUUUGCAGUAAAACACCAUAUUGACUAAUGUAUCAACAUUGAGGAGUUGCACAAAUAUUGCAUUAGUAAUGCAACUUUAGUGAAUCCAUCCUAAAUAUUUUUCUCCUUAAGGUACAAUUUAAUCACAUUUACUGUAAACAAAGAGAGGGCCUGUUCUGAGAGAAAGCUUAUCCAAUUGCUUUUAAACCCCUAUCAAAUGUGAAAGAAAGCUCCCCAAUAUUUCACUUGGAAGUUAAAAAAAAACUUUACUGCUUUGAUUUUAUUAUAUUAAAUUAGUGGUUUUAUUUGAAAAACCAUAAAUGGGUAAUUGGUUUUGGGAAAAGGUACUGCUGUGAGCUGCCAUUUCAUCACAUUUCCGUAUCAUUUAACGUUUUGGUUAUAUUUAGCUAAAUUUAAUACUCUUGGCUAACUGUAUAUUAUUCUCAGUUUAAACUUCAUAUAUUUGGCAAAUCUUGAUAUUGUGUAUGUUGCCAGAAUGAGAAAGCAAAAGGAUUUAUUUGAGUUUGAUGAGAACUAAGUAUCUCAAGAAACAUAGUUAAUUAGUAAACAAAAUAACUUUAAGAAACAUCCUUAUCACUUUGUUUAAAGUAUGGCUUUAAACGCUGUAGUAUCCCUCGAGUUUAUGGGCAGCAAAUAAUUGUACAUCAUCUUGUGUGCAUUUCAUCACACCGCGAGUUACUGUGUAACUUUUCAAUCAGAAACCUUUAAACCUUAAACAGCAGCUGGGAAGGAACAAAUGUCUGCUCCUAAGUAGCUCCCUGUGGCUUGUUUAAUCAGUCCGUUAUCUUAAAUUUUGCUUGUCCAA